This is a messenger RNA of Dissoconium aciculare CBS 342.82, 6176 nucleotides long. RefSeq lists its product as uncharacterized. The transcript is spliced from 2 exons. Lineage: Eukaryota; Fungi; Ascomycota; Dothideomycetes; Mycosphaerellales; Dissoconiaceae. Bases 54 to 6029 code for a protein of 1991 amino acids. Gene Ontology annotation, molecular function: guanyl-nucleotide exchange factor activity. Gene Ontology annotation, biological process: regulation of ARF protein signal transduction. The record is from RefSeq and is a predicted model, not a curated record.
CUUGCACCGCGCUUGACCUCGAUAUCGCCAAAUUGCUGCCGGGAAGCAUACCAAUGGCCGAAGAUCGUCCCCCGUCCGAUACCGCCGAGAAGUCCGACUCGCCCACGACAGACGACCACGUCGCCGAUGACGAUCAAUCACAUACAGAAGAGGAGAAAGAGGAUGAGCACGAGGUAGAGCACGAGGUAGAGGUGGUUGAACAACACGAUGUACCACACACACCCGCGGAGAAGGACGAGGACGCUCACGAGCCGGAUCAGGGACCAGACGACACAUCGUCUCAACCCACAAAUGAAUCGAUUGUCGAAAGCUCUGUCGCGACCCCCCGUACCGGACUCGAAUCCAAUCCUCCGACCCCUGUGCCCGGGACCAUGCGCCAAAGAACAGAUUCACAGUCCACCACCGCAACGAAUGCGACCAGGACCACUGCACGAUCAGCGAGAAGUAGCCUGGUCUUCGUGAUCGCGGCGCUGGACGCCAUCGCAGCGUCCAAGGAUGCAAGGAAGAGGAAACCGUUGGCCGAUUCAGUGCAGCGAGCUUUGACAUCAAUCCGAACUGCACAGGGGGAUGCAUCACAGAUCAAUCCUGAGGUCUUGUUCGAGCCAUUAAAUCUGGCGACUGAGGCCUCGACCGUCGCCGUUGUUGUCACUGCGUUGGACUGCAUCGGCAAGCUGAUCAGCUAUUCAUAUUUCUCCGCGCCCGCGCCUACGGAUCAGGUGACUGAACGGGGACCACCUUUGAUCGAAAGAGCGAUAGACACGAUAUGCGACUGUUUUCAGGGAGAGGCAACGCCUGUCGAGAUACAAAUGCAAAUCAUCAAAAGUUUAUUGGCAGCUAUCUUGAACGACAAGAUCGUGGUGCACGGGCAGGGGUUGUUGAAGAGUGUCCGGCAGACGUACAACAUUUUCCUCAUGAGCAAGAGCAGCGCAAAUCAACAGAUUGCGCAAGGGACCCUGACCCAGAUGGUCAGCACCGUCUUUGAGCGGGUCAAGGCUCGGCUCACGGUGAAAGCCGCGAGGGUCAACUCAUCUCGGAACAGUCUGGCAAAUGGCGCAGCAGACCAGCAGCCCGGAGGGACGAUUGUGAUCUCAGACGAUGAUCUGCCGGCAGUUCCUGAAACGGAGUCCCCAGCUGAACUGGAACCCCAACCUAAGAUGACGCUGCAGACUUUCGAAACUCAGCGCGAUUUCGACGAUGCCAGAAUCACCGAUGCCGCUCCGACAACCGUAUCGCGAGCCAAGAAAAGCUCCACGCACGAUUCCCACACGGCUUCCAGUGGUGAUGUUCCGACCAUCACCAUUCAAGGUGAGGACAGCGAAGCAAUAAAUGAGGACGAGGAGGAGGACGAAUUUUACAUCCGGGAUGCUUUCCUCGUCUUCAGAGCCAUGUGUAAGCUGUCCACGAAAUCAUUAAGGCCGGAAGAAACUGCAGACAUCAAGUCGCAGGGAAUGCGCUCGAAACUACUCAGCUUGCACAUCAUCCAUACGGUCCUUUUCAACCACCAUGAGGUCUUCACUUCACCACUCGCAACUAUCAAGAGCUCGUCGAACGGAGACCCGACAGGCUUCAUACAGGCGACCAAGCAAUACCUUUGUCUGAGUUUGAGCCGCAACGGUGCUAGCAGUGCCAACCGAGUUUUCGAGGUCGCGUCGGAGGUUUUCUGGCUGGUACUGAGGCAUCUUCGGUCCCAGUUGAAACGAGAACUCGAAGUCUUCCUCAAAGAGGUUUACCUGGCAAUCUUGGAGAAGCGCGCUGCGCCGGCCUGGCAGAAAGGCUACAUCGUCCAGCACAUCUUCGGUCGACUUGCAGCAGAUUCAAAGGCUCUAGUCGAAGUCUAUCUGAAUUACGAUUGCGACAGACAAGCACUUGACAACAUGUUCCAACGUAUCAUCGAACAUCUCAGCAGGAUUGCCGGACAGCCUGUCACGGUCAAUGGUGUUCAGCAACAGGCAUAUAGCGAGAGCGUAAUCAAACAGAACUCCUCGCUGAGCGAUUGGAGGGAUAGAGGCACACUCCCUCCCAGCCUCACGACCAACAAUAUCACAACGGCAGCAGAAAUCGAUCAGAGUUAUCCAGCAGAAUAUGCGACGAAAAUGCAAGGUCUCGAGUGUCUCAACGAGGUUCUGCGAAGUAUGGUGAACUGGAGCCAACAGAACACCCAGGAGACCGCUGGAAGCAUGCGCCCUGAUCGCGAAUCUCGGUUCUCGGUCGAUGACGCUCGGGAGAGCAUCGAUACCCGGGGCGGCGAAUACAACGCCAAUGGCGCUCUGGCCGACACCCACGCACCAAAUACCCCCCUGCAAGGCGCCGAAGACGAUCCGGAAGAAUUACAAAAGGUCAAGAUCCGGAAGACUGCCCUGAACAACGCUGUGCGGCAGUUCAAUUUCAAGCCGAAACGAGGUCUCAAGACGCUCAUCGCUGAAGGCUUCAUUGCAUCCUCGGACCACAAGGAUAUCGCACAAUUCAUGUUAGCAAAUGAACGGAUCGAUAAAACAGCACUGGGAGAAUUCCUCGGAGAUGGUGAUGAGGAAAACAUCAAGAUCAUGCACGCCUUUGUGGACCUCAUGGACUUCACCAAGACGCGCUUCGUCACCGCGUUACGGAAAUUCCUGCAAGCCUUCCGCUUGCCUGGAGAGGCUCAGAAAAUCGAUCGACUUGUUCUGAAAUUCGCGGAGCGCUAUGUGUCAGGCAACCCCAAUGCUUUUGCAAAUGCGGACACCGCCUAUGUGCUAUCUUACAGUGUCAUCAUGCUCAACGUCGAUCAACAUUCCGUCAAGGUGAAGAAGCGGAUGACCCACGAGGACUUCAUCAAAAACAACCGCGGCAUCAACGACAAUGCCAACUUGCCCGAUGAAUAUUUGGUUGCCAUUUUCGACGAAAUCGCGCAGGAUGAGAUCGUGCUAGACACGGAGCGCGAGAAGGCUGCAGAUAUGGGAACGCUGCCACAGGUGCAGGGCACCGGUAUCGUGAACACCCUGGCGAAUGUUGGCAGGGAUCUCCAGAGGGAAGCGUACGUACAAGCGAGCGAGGAGAUGAGCAACCGGACCGAGCAGCUGUUCAAGAACAUGCUGCGAGCUCAACGGCGGAGCGGGUCCGCCGCCGCCACGUCGGCAGAGAAGGGUCGCUUCCUGACCGCCAGUUCGUUCAAGCACGUCGGACCGAUGUUCAGCGCAACAUGGAUGAGCUUCUUGACUGCCCUUUCCGGCUCCGCACAAGAGACGCAAAAUCUCGAGACAAUCCGUCUCUGUAUGGAUGGACAGAAGAUGGCUAUCCGCAUUGCAUGUCUGUUCGAUCUCGAAGAUCCCCGACAGGCUUUUGUUUCCAGCCUUGCCAGAAACACCAAUUUGUACAAUUUGUCGGAAAUGAAGGCGAAAAACGUCGAGGCGCUGCGAGCCCUGCUCGAUGUCGCGUAUACCGAGGGCAAUCUGCUCAAAGAGAGCUGGCGGGAUGUUCUCACAUGCAUAUCGCAGCUCGACCGCUUCCAACUCAUCUCCAGUGGUGUCCACGAGGAUUCGGUCCCCGAUAUGUUGCGCGCACAAUCCCCCGGCGCGAACAAGAACAUGCAACUGCCAAGGCGGCCGCCAGCACGCGUCAAUGGUGGAGGGUCUUAUCAAGCAGAGAUCGCCGAGGAGUCGCGAGGCGUAGAUAUGAUCCGCAGCGUGGACCGGAUCUUCACCAACACUGCUAACCUCUCCGGCGAUGCCAUUGUCGAUUUCGUCAAGGCACUCGUACAGGUCAGCUGGCAAGAGAUCCAGUCAUCAGGACUGUCCGACACGCCGCGGACGUACAGUUUGCAGAAGAUUGUCGAGAUUUCCGGAUACAAUAUGUUGCGGGUGCGUUUUGAAUGGACGUCAAUCUGGCAGGUGCUCGGGCAGCAUUUUAUCGAUGUCGGCUGCCACAAUAACGCGCAUGUGGUGCCGUUCGCGCUGAACAGCUUGCGACAGCUCAGUAUGCGCUUCAUGGAAAUCGAGGAGCUACCGGGAUUCAAAUUCCAGAAAGAUUUCUUGAAGCCUUUCGAGCUGAUCUUGAGCAAUGCCUCGUCAGUCCCGGUCAAGGAUCUUGUAUUGCGGUGUCUCAGUCAAAUGAUCCAGGCGCGUGGCAACAUGAUCCGCUCGGGAUGGAGGACAAUGUUCGGUGUCUUCACCGUCGCUGCUCGGGAGCCCUAUGAAGGCAUCGUGAACCUCGCCUUUGACAAUGUCACGCAGGUUUACAAUGAGCGCUUCGGUGUCGUCAUCUCUCAGGGCGCGUUUUCGGAUCUCAUCGUCUGCUUGACCGAGUUCAGCAAGAACAUGAAGUUCCAAAAGAAGAGCCUGCAGGCCAUCGAGACGCUGAAAUCGUCGGUGCCGAAGAUGCUUCGGACGCCGGAGUGUCCACUAUCACAGAGCGGUGGGUCCGAGAAGGCUGCAUCGCCCAACGAAAGCGGGUCGAAACAGCCCACGCGGCAGACGCAGGAGGAGCAAUACUGGUUCCCCGUGUUGUUUGCCUUCCACGACGUUCUCAUGACCGGCGAAGACCUCGAAGUCCGCUCCCGUGCGCUCAACUACCUCUUCGACACGCUCACCCGUUACGGAAGAGACUUCCCACGGAACUUCUGGGACACGCUGUGGAGGCAACUACUCUAUCCGAUAUUCAUGGUGUUGAAAGACCGACGAGCGAUCAGCCAAGAGGCCGCCAGUCAAGAAGAGCUGUCCGUGUGGCUAUCCACUACUCUCAUACAAGCCCUGCGAAACAUGAUCAGCUUGUUCACACAUUUCUUCAACAGCCUCGAGUAUAUGCUUGAUCGCUUCCUCGACCUCCUAGCGUUGUGCAUUUGCCAGGAAAACGACACUUUGGCGCGCAUUGGCAGCAAUUGUCUGCAACAACUCAUCCUGCAAAACGUCACCAAAUUCUCCCCGGCACAUUGGGACAAGAUCGUCGGAUCGUUUGUGGAACUGUUCAAUCGCACAGAGGCCAAGGAGUUGUUCUCUGCAGCUACCUCGUCUUCUUACAGCAAGGACAGCUCAUAUUCGAAUGGAAUCGGCGAAAGACCCAACACGGCAAACGGCGAGGAGGAUACAUUCAGCCCGACCAACGCUCUCAAGAUCACCAUCGACGGUGCAGAGAACGGUGCCGAGCACAUUGGAAACGGCCGGGCACGAUCCUCGACGAUGGACACGACAGCGGCCCCAUCGAUCUCUGGAGAAAGCGAGAUUGGCUCUCAAUAUCAAUCCAACCUCGAAGAUUUCGGCGGUGCCUCCAACACCCAACGGCCUCCAGUCGUGGUCACUGCCGCCCGCCGCCGAUACUUCAACCAAAUCAUCACGAAAUGCGUGCUUCAGCUGCUCAUGAUCGAGACAGUAUCCGAACUGUUCAGCAACGAUGCGGUCUACGAGUCCAUCCCCUCGCACCUCCUCUUACGCCUCAUGGCCCUCCUCAAGAAAUCCUACCACUUCGCCAAACGCUUCAACGAAGACCGCGAGCUCCGCACGCGCCUCUACAGCGAAGGCUUCAUGCGACAAGCGCCCAACCUCCUCAAGCAGGAGAGCGGGAGCGCCAGCGUCUACGUCCUCAUCCUCCUCCGCAUGUACGCCGAUACCAGCGACGAACGCUCCGCCAGCCGGCCGGAGACCGAAGCGGCGCUGAUCCCGCUCUGCACGGACAUCAUCGCGUCGUACAUCGCGCUGGACGAGGACACGCAGCAGCGCAACAUCGUCACCUGGCGGCCCGUCGUCAUCGACGUCCUCGAGGGCUACACCGCCUUCUCCCGCGACGACUUCUCCCGCCACGCCCAGACCUUCGCGCCCCUGGCCGUCGGCCUCAUGGGCAAGGAGGUCAACUUCGAACUGCUCCGCACCCUGCAGGGCCUGUGGAUGCGCAUCUGCGAGGUCCGGCUGGGCAUCGACAUGGCGGCCGUCGCGGGCCUGGAGGGCGUCCUGCCGACCCCGACCAGCCCCCGCGCGGCGACUUCCCUGGGGAAAUCGGGCGGCGGCGGCGGCGGCGGUGCCUCUUCCUCCACCUCGAGGAGGAGCAGCAAAGGCAAGCAGACGUGAUCGUCCCGGUCCCAGCCAAGGGGACGGGAUCUCCUCGGGGGGAAGAGUCCUCUACUAUUAGAUAGGAAAUGCCGAUUGUACAAUAGAUCGAUUCCGAGCUCCGUGUUGGGAGUCCACCCUCCACGCAUGAAACAUUUAUUUCACGUA